AGAAGAAAAAUUAAAAAAGAGAAAUAAAACAAGGGGGAGAGUUAAAGAAGGAACCAGCAGAGAAGAGAGAGAACUUUUCUUCUUCUUCAAAGCUUGAACCUUUUGAUUCCAUUGUCCCUUCUCUGCUACUGAUUUCCUCUCAUUUCUCACAGUCGCCAUGGAUUUGAGAGUCUCUGGCGUUAAUUGGUUUUUCUUCACGUUUUAUCUUGUAUCCGUAUCUGGGUUUUGUGCCGCAUUGCAGGAAACUUCAGGUGGAAAGCCGUCGUCUUCGUCGAGUUCAGGGCAAAUCAAUUCUAAUUCAGUCCUUGUAGCUCUUCUCGAUUCACAUUACACGGAGCUAGCUGAGCUUGUGGAGAAAGCUCUUCUUUUGCAGUCAUUAGAAGAGGCAGUGGGUAAGCAUAACAUCACCAUUUUCGCCCCUAAGAACGAAGCUCUUGAACGGGAUCUCGACCCUGAGUUCAAGCGUUUCCUUCUGGCUCCUGGUAAUCUCAAAUCUCUGCAAACUCUGUUAAUGUUUCACGUUUUACCUAAACGGAUCGGAUCCAAUGAGUGGCCCAAAGGAGCUUCUAAGUCAGCUAAGCACAAGACGCUUUCUCACGAUCAUGUUCAUCUUACCUGUACGGAUUCCGACAAGAAGGUCGAUUCCGCGGCGGUCAUCCAUCCAGACGCGGUGACCCGUCCCGACGGUGUCAUUCACGGGAUCGAACGGCUAUUAAUCCCCCGAUCCGUUCAAGACGAUUUCAACCGCCGGAGAAACCUCCAACAGACUUCUGCGGUGAAGCCAGAAGGAGCACCGGCUGUCGACCCCAGAACCCACCGGCUCAAGAAACCAGCACCACCGACGCCGGCAGGUUCACCGCCUGUGCUGCCGAUCUAUGAUGCAAUGGCUCCAGGGCCGUCACUAGCUCCGGCACCCGCACCAGGCCCCGGCGGUCCUCACCACAAGUUCGACGGAGAAUCCCAAGUUAAGGACUUCAUCCACACUCUCCUGCAUUACGGCGGAUACAACGAGCUCGCCGACAUUCUGGUCAACCUCACGUCCUUAGCGUCAGAAAUGGGAAAAUUAGUGUCUGAAGGUUACGUCUUAACAGUAUUGGCUCCGAACGACGAUGCCAUGGCGAAGCUGACAACGGACCAGCUGAGCGAACCUGGUGCUCCAGAACAGAUCAUCUACUACCAUCUCAUUCCAGAGUAUCAGACGGAAGAGAGUAUGUACAAUGCGGUGAGGAGGUUCGGUAAGAUCAAGUACGAUACUUUACGAGUACCCCACAAGGUUGUGGCGGAGGAAGCAGAUGGGUCUGUGAAAUUUGGACAGGGAGAUGAAUCGGCUUAUCUGUUCGAUCCCGACAUCUACACCGACGGUCGAAUUUCUGUACAGGGCAUCGAUGGCGUGUUGUUCCCUAUUGAGGAGAAGACGAAAUCGGUACAGCACAGUUCUACCACCACAACCACCACCACCAAGGCUACUGUGAAGCCCAGGAGAGGAAAGUUGCUGGAAGUGACGUGUAGGAUGUUAUGGGCUUUUGGUCAGGAUGCUCAUUUCACCUCAUGCCAUUGAAAUCCCUCCCAAACUUGCAAAAUACACUGAGAAGUAAAAGAAGGAAAAGGUGCCUUAUAAUUGAGGGGUUGGACAGGAUGUAAAGAGUGGUGGAAUGGAAGACUCUUAGAAGCAUGGGUGGUUUUAUUUCAUUUUAUUUUUUUCUUUUCUUUUUUGAGAUCCUUUUCUUCUGUUUUUGGUUUUCAUUUUAUCUUCCUUUUGCCACCAGAGACCAGCUGUGAAUGGGUUAGGUAUUUGGAAAAUGGGGAAAUAUAGAAGGGGAGAAGAGAAGAUGAAGGAAAACCAAGAGGGGAAAAGGAAAGAGGGAGUGUCACUGCCCGUUUUAGGGUUUCUAUAAAUAGCCUUUUAAAGUACAUAUGAGAGGGUAUGAUUUUUUUCUGUAAUCCAUCUCUGGUGCCCAUGGUUUUUACUGUUGCUGUAGAGAGAAGAAGAGGGCAUUGGGAGAAAACAGUAGAAAUUAGAAAGUUGGUGGUUAUGGUGAUGGUGGUGGAUUUUUUAAUGUUUAUUAUGUGUGAUUUGAGGACUCCUCAAGGGAGGGAUCUAAGGGAGGGGGUCUUUUUCAUGUGGGCGUCUUUGUGUAUUGCCCACUCCAUGAAAAUAAAAAGAAAAUGGAGAAUAAAGAACAGAAAUUUGUGGGUAACUACUAUUAUUAGUAAUAAAAAUUCUUUUGUGUUCAUAGUCAGCCAACAAUAAAGUGUAAAUUGUAAUCAAAUUUAUUUUCUUUUAAAUUUCUGAAGUGGAUUUUUCAACA
This is a messenger RNA of Macadamia integrifolia, 2309 nucleotides long. RefSeq names its product fasciclin-like arabinogalactan protein 17. The transcript is spliced from 3 exons. The record is from RefSeq and is a predicted model, not a curated record. Lineage: Eukaryota; Viridiplantae; Streptophyta; Magnoliopsida; Proteales; Proteaceae. The coding region runs from base 158 to 1558 and encodes 466 amino acids.